AGGACGUUACGUACGCUUCGUGAGUGGUUACGUCAAGUGUUGUUACUGGGUAAUCCUCUGACUGUAGAAAUAAAGGUUUAUUUUUUAAGAUUUAUUUUUGGCAGAGUUUAUCAUAGUGAAUAUUAAAUAGCAAUGAGCCGCAGUGGUUUUGGAGCCACGUUGAGUAGGCUGUUGCUGCAAAACAGACACGGAAGCCGUGUUCAUGUGGGCAGCUUGACAGCACCGAGACCGUUCUGUUCUGAAAGUGACCCACGGAGUCGAGGCAGGAUCAAACAGGCACUGCCUGGGGUUUCCAGUUUUACUCCUCCAGCAAACUCUAGUCAUGACUGGGUUGGUCCUCCUGAUAGAAUGUCAAAUCUCCGACCAAUCAAAUAUCACAUACCUGAAUAUGAAAGUCCAUUGGAGAGUCGACUUAGGAAGCUGAGACAAGAGACUGAGGACUGGAAUCAUCAGUUUUGGACCAAUCAGAAUAUAUCUUUCAGUAAGGAGAAGGAAGGGUUUAUCUACUCGUGCUUGAAAGAAAAAGGCUUGGAACUGAGAGAUGAAGAUGGUAGAAAAAGGACCUUGAGUGCAGAUGAGAUGGCAGAGUUUUACAAAGAGUUUCUGAACAAGAACCACCAAAAACAUUCUGUCUACAACAAGGAAUGGUAUAUGCGUAAUUUUACCAUCACAUUUCUAAUGGGAAGAGUGGCCUUACUGAAGGCUUGGAGAAAGCUGGGAUGGAGACAGCAAGACCCUAAAUUAAAAUGAUGGUUAUUGUUAAAUAAAAUAUGUACAGAAGUUUA
Messenger RNA from Acipenser ruthenus (sterlet), 785 nucleotides. RefSeq names its product cytochrome c oxidase assembly factor 8-like. The transcript has 5 exons. The record is from RefSeq and is a predicted model, not a curated record. Lineage: Eukaryota; Metazoa; Chordata; Actinopteri; Acipenseriformes; Acipenseridae. Gene Ontology annotation, biological process: intrinsic apoptotic signaling pathway. The coding region runs from base 133 to 750 and encodes 205 amino acids. Gene Ontology annotation, cellular component: mitochondrion.